AACCGUGGCAUUAUAUUGGGCAUAUGGGCUUGGUAAGCCCAAGGCAUUGUAGCUGCUUCAACCGAAAAGAAAGAAGGCUUUGGCUCUCUGGGUGCGGUGGUAGUUUCAGAGCGGAAGUAAAGCAGUCGGAUCACCCGCCCCAUAAUAUGGAAGGUACCACUCUCAUGCUUCAUCUUCUUUUUCAGAGUUGGUUAAUAUGAAAAUCUUCCUGAAAUUUUCUUCUUCUUCUUCUUGUUCUGAAUCUUCAAUGGCUUCUUCGCUUCUCUCAAUCUUUCUUCUUUUGCCGAUCUUCUCCAUCUCCUCCUGCUCUGCCGAAACCAGGAAGGAGUUAAGGAGUAAGGAAUUCAACCAGGAAGCAUUGAUACAGUUGGGUCACUCGGUUGAUUACAACAGAAUUGACCCGUCAAGGGUUGUUCAUCUUUCUUGGCGACCAAGGGUGUUUCUGUACAAAGGAUUCCUAUCGGAUGAGGAGUGUGACCACCUUAUUUCUUUGGCAAAUGGUGGAGAAGAGAAGUCUUCGACAGAAUAUGAUGAAGCUGGAAACAGCAACACAAAUAGGAUGCUUAAAAGUUUAGACCUUCCCUUGAGCAUGGGGGAUGGUAUAGUUUCAAAGAUUGAGGAAAAGAUCUCGGCCUGGACUUUCCUUCCUAAAGAGAACAGCAGAGCUUUACAGGUUUUGCAUUACGACCUUGAGGAGGCAGAGAAGAUUUACAAUUAUUUUGGCAACAAAUCCACAUUGGAACAAAGUGAGCCCUUGUUAGCAACAGUUAUUCUUUAUCUCUCAAACGUCACUCGUGGUGGUGAGAUUCUACUCCCGGAGUCAGAGCUGAAGAGCAAUGCCCAGUCUGGUUGUGGAAAGAGUAGCAGUAUCUUGAAACCAACCAAAGGAAACGCAAUUCUGUUUUUCAAUCUCCAUCCUAAUGGAUCUCCCGACAAGAGCAGUUCCCAUGCCCGAUGCCCCAUACUCGAAGGUGAAAUGUGGUGCGCCACAAAGUUCCUUCAUGUGAAAGCCAUUCCUCAGGAAAAUUCCUCCUCCAAUUCUGAUAGCAGCGAUUGCACUGAUGAAGACGAUAGCUGUCCCAGGUGGGCAGACAUUGGGGAGUGUCAAAGGAACCCUGUAUUCAUGAUUGGCUCCGAUGAUUACUACGGUACAUGCAGGAAGAGUUGUAAUGCAUGCUGAUGGCUAAAAGUAAAAUUUUCAUAGUGAAUUUUACCUCGACAACAUUUGUUAACAACUGUUUAACACAAUCUAUAUCGAUGAAUAAUGCUUUCAACUUUGAUA
This is a messenger RNA of Rosa chinensis, 1282 nucleotides long. Its product is annotated as probable prolyl 4-hydroxylase 12. Gene Ontology annotation, molecular function: iron ion binding; procollagen-proline 4-dioxygenase activity; L-ascorbic acid binding. Gene Ontology annotation, biological process: peptidyl-proline hydroxylation to 4-hydroxy-L-proline. The transcript has 7 exons. NCBI's taxonomy places the organism in Eukaryota, Viridiplantae, Streptophyta, Magnoliopsida, Rosales, Rosaceae. Gene Ontology annotation, cellular component: endoplasmic reticulum. The coding region runs from base 197 to 1180 and encodes 327 amino acids. The record is from RefSeq and is a predicted model, not a curated record.